AUGCCCGCUGCUACAUCAACAACAGGCUUCUUCCAGGUCGAGCCGCAGCUCCCAAACGCCUGGGACGAGGACGCAACACUGCGCCGUGCCGCCGACCUCUUCCUCCCCGCGUCGACAGUCACGGCCGAGUCUGCCGACCUCCACUCGUUCGCUGCCGACGUCAUCUCACCCGAGAUCUUCGCGGCCAUCACCAACGCUGAGACGCAGCUCCCCUACCUCAACGGCGGAGGAUACACUGCCUUCGGCGCCCCGCAGGACGCGGCGACGCUCGUCACCUCGCCCGGAUGGAACAUUCUCCAGGACUUUGCCCUCGCCUCGGGCUUCGUGCCCCAGGGCUACGACGCCAAGCUCGGCGGAUCGGCACGUGUCAUUGAGGCGCUCAAGAUCGCCCUCUGGGCCCCUAGCUCGGCACUCACCACCUGCCCCUCGGGCAUGCAGGACGGCGCGAUCGAGGUGCUCCGCAACCAGCUGAGGAACAACACGACCCCGCCCGGCUGGAACAAGGACCUGCAGGACACGCGCACAAAGGUGUUCGAGGCGGCGCUUGGCCGGCUCAUGAACACCAACCCCAAGGAGGCUUGGACCUCGGGCCAGUGGAUGACGGAGCGCGCUGGUGGCUCGGACGUCCGCGGCACCGAGACGAUCGCCGAGUGGGUCGGCAUGGGUGCUGACGGCGUCGACUUGAACGGGCUGCCGCUUGGCCCGUACUCGAUCUCUGGCUUCAAGUGGUUCGCCUCGGCCGCCGACUGCGGUGUGUCCAUCCUGCUGGCGUUCACGCCCAAGGGCCUCUCGUGCUUCCUCGCCCCCACGCGCAAGCUCGUCAACGGCAAGGUCAAGAUCAACGGGUUCAGGUUCCAGCGUCUCAAGAACAAGCUCGGCACAAAGGCGUUGCCGUCCGCCGAGCUCGAGAUUAAGGGCAUGCGCGCAUGGCUUAUUGGAGGGGAGGGUCGCGGUGUGGCUGUCAUCUCGACCGUGCUCAACGUCACCCGUCUCCACAACGCCAUCCGUACCGCCGGCUUCAUGGGCCGUGGCCUGUCCGUCGUCCGCGCCUUUGCCCGCGUCCGUACCUUCCCCUCGCGUCCCGCCCCCAACAACUACCUCUACCACAUCCCCCUGUUCAACAAGACGCUCGCGAGCUUGACGGUCCGCUACCGCGCCGACAUGCUGGUCGCGACGUUCAUCGCUGGCCUCCUCGGCGCCGUGUCCACCAACCAGCGCACAGUAGCCGUCCUCCCCGCAUCGCACGAGGACAACGUCCUCCUCCUCCGCCUGCUCACGUCUGUCGCCAAGGCGUACACAACAAAACACGGCGUCGCCCACCUCCAGGAGUGCAUGGAGGGUCUCGGCGGUGUCGGCUACCUCGAGAACAACGAGACGCCACACCUCAACGUCGCCCGCAUGUUCCGUGACGCCAACGUCUUCCCCAUCUGGGAGGGAACCUUUGACGUGCUCUCCACCGACACUGUCAAGGUGCUCCGCGGCAAGCUCGGCGCCGAGUGCGAGGGUGCCCUCGGCCGCUGGAUCAACCAGGUGCUCAACGCCGGCUCGAGCGCACAGCUCGCGCAGGCCAAGCAGGCCAUCCGCGCCCGCUGGGAGGCAUUUGUCCUCUCCCUCCCGUCAGACAAGGACACGCUCAUGCCUCACGCGCGCUACGUCGUCAACACGAUCGGCGACAUUGUCGCGGCCACGCUGCUGGUCGCCGACGCCGAGCGCGACGGCAACGAGGUGGCCGCCGAGAUUGCCCGCCGCUUCAUCACGGCUCAGUUUGCGCCGGAGGACGUCAAGCCCGUGUUUGGCCAGACGGCCGGCGUGUCCCGCAUGGACCAGCUCAUCGCGUUUGAGGGCGACAACGAGGUGCUGGGCAAGACGCAGCGCGCAAAGUUGUAG
Messenger RNA from Vanrija pseudolonga, 1887 nucleotides. RefSeq names its product Acyl-CoA dehydrogenase family member 11. Bases 1 to 1887 code for a protein of 628 amino acids. The transcript has a single exon. The record is from RefSeq and is a predicted model, not a curated record. Gene Ontology annotation, molecular function: acyl-CoA dehydrogenase activity. Lineage: Eukaryota; Fungi; Basidiomycota; Tremellomycetes; Trichosporonales; Trichosporonaceae.